ACAAAAAAAGAAAAAAAAUCUCGCAAUGCCAUACUCCUGUCAAGAUCAUCUUCACGUACGAUUUGUGUAAAAUAAAAACUGAUAAUUAAAAAGUUAGAAAAAACGGAAAGUAUAGUGAAAGAUGAUACAAAAUUUUCGUGAACUUAACCGUAAAAUGUCGCCUGCUGUUCCCAGAUUUUCAGCAAGUUGUUUUUUGUCAUUUCUCCUUACGAAAAUUUCACACAUUUCUCCAUUCCCGUCUUUAUGGGUUACCGACAAAUUCGAAAAAACAGACAUGCGAAUCAACUGGAAAGCUCUCUUGAGUCUCGGGUUUGCGUUCUGGGGCCUGCUUUGCUGCACUGACCUCCUCGGCGAAUCCACAUGGAAACGAUGCUCCCACAGCUUAGAUGAAGUCCUCAAGGACCAAUACAACCACCUGAACCGCGUACAAGACGACACUAAUCAGUCCGAGGAAGCCCCGAAGCAGAAAAUGAGCUGGCCGAUACUCCUCUGGAACGUCUGUGCUUUUCUAUGUUCACUGGUUUUCUGUUCAGUUAUCAGGUCCAUGUCGUGGAUUGUUUGGAAGCUUUUCAAAAUUUAUAACGUGUUUAGAAACAGGAAAGUUCUAGCGAGCAAAAUCGGCAAAAUACAAGACACCGAAACCAGCUCAGAGCAGAACUCGGACUCCACCAAAAGCAACUGUAAAAUUAUCUUCAAAAACCAGCUCUUCACUCCCAAAGAAACCGGGAAGAUGCAGGAGCAGAACCUGGGGCAAGUUCUCGAGGAGGUGAAGAAAGAGAAACAUGAGCUGGCGCAGCAGCUGGUGAUGGCGCAGAAGGAGAAUUUGACUGCGCAGCAGCAGAUUGAAGAGUACAAGUUGGAGACUUUCAUGGUGAAGGAGAAGUUAGCAAGGACUGCUAACACUUUGAAGGAAAAUUUGAAGUACAAGGACUUUGCUAACGCUAAUCAGGAGCUGAUUGCGAGGAAAGCGCACAACUUGGAGCUGCAUCUGAAGGAAGUGUGCCGAGAUCGAGAUAUCUUGCGAGCUAAAUAUAGCAAUUUGGAGAAGAGCCACACGAAGUUGGAAGAGAAAGUGAAGAUAUUGCAGAAGCAGGAAAGUGAGUCGAACAUUGAGCAGUUUCCUGAGAAAGACACGUCGGAGAAGCCUACGAGCAAGGACUUUUUGCCGCAGAUCACCGACACGGAGGCCGACAUUUGCAAAUUCCAGAAGAAGAUCAUGGAGUUGCAGCGAAGUAUCGGUGCUUUCGAGACCAAGAAGGCCAACUUCGAGGCCAACAGCAAAAUUUCGGUCGACUUAGAAGAGUCAAGCAUGGACACGUCGAAAGAGAAUGAAUCCGAAUUACUCGAGAGAGAGAAAAAAGGCGAAAUUAGCUCCGUCAAGCAAAACCUGAUAAACUACAACGCUUACAAAGUGCAGAUGUUGCGUCCGAGAUUAAAACUGGGUAACAUUAAAGAGAGAUUGUAUUCGACGGACACCGGGUCUUCCUCGGACGACAACAGCGGUCCACGUCGCAUCAUCAGUAGCACCAUCGAGUUUCAAAAUUUCCUCAAAACUCUAGCAUCAAACAGUAAGAGUAGCCUUAACUUCCACCAAAGUAAUAUGUUUUGAAAAUGUUUAAUAAAACCGUGGCAUGAC
Messenger RNA from Zophobas morio, 1636 nucleotides. RefSeq names its product centromere-associated protein E-like. The record is from RefSeq and is a predicted model, not a curated record. Bases 122 to 1609 code for a protein of 495 amino acids. The transcript has 5 exons. NCBI's taxonomy places the organism in Eukaryota, Metazoa, Arthropoda, Insecta, Coleoptera, Tenebrionidae.